CCCCUCCGCGCCGCCGCUGCCGCGAUGCCCCCCCCUGCGCCCGGGGCCCGGCUCCGGCUCCUCGCCGCCGCCGCCCUGGCCGGCCUGGCCGUCAUCAGCCGAGGGCUGCUGUCCCAGAGCCUGGAGUUCAGCUCCCCUGCAGACAACUACACCGUGUGCGAAGGCGACAACGCCACCCUCAGCUGCUUCAUUGAUGAGCAUGUGACCCGCGUGGCCUGGCUGAACCGCUCCAACAUCCUGUACGCUGGCAAUGACCGCUGGACCAGCGACCCGCGUGUGCGGCUGCUCAUCAACACGCCUGAAGAGUUCUCCAUCCUCAUCACCCAGGUGGGGCUCGGGGACGAGGGCCUCUACACCUGCUCCUUCCAGACCCGCCACCAGCCGUACACUACUCAGGUCUACCUCAUCGUCCACGUCCCUGCCCGCAUUGUGAACAUCUCCUCCCCUGUGACGGUAAACGAGGGAGGCAACGUAAAUCUGCUUUGCCUGGCUGUAGGGCGGCCAGAGCCCACGGUCACCUGGAGGCAGCUCCGAGACGGCUUCACUUCCGAGGGUGAGAUCUUGGAGAUUUCUGACAUCCAGCGGGGCCAGGCCGGGGAAUACGAGUGCGUGACUCACAACGGGGUUAACUCGGCGCCCGACAGCCGCCGCGUGCUGGUCACAGUCAACUAUCCCCCGACCAUUACGGACGUGACCAGCGCACGCACCGCCCUGGGCCGGGCAGCCCUUCUGCGCUGCGAAGCCAUGGCCGUGCCGCCUGCGGACUUCCAGUGGUACAAGGACGACAGACUGCUGAGCAGUGGCGCGGCCGAGGGCCUGAAGGUGCAGACGGAGCGCACCCGCUCGAUGCUUCUCUUCGCCAACGCCCAGGAUCCCUGGAGAACUCAGCCCCGAGGCCCCCGGGGCCGCUGGCCCUGCUCUCCGCCCUGGGCUGGCUGUGGUGGAGGAUGUAGGUGCAGCCCAGGGCCUCCCCCUGCAGGGGGCCUCGGGCCAAGAGCAAGAGGAAAAGGGGGAGCCAGCGCCGUGGGUCUCGAGCGGGCAGAAGAGCUCUCAGCCACCGAGAAGGACGAGAGGAAGAGGAGGAGGAGGAGGAUCUUUAGAGAACCCAUCACUGUGAGGGAUAACGCAAAAUUAUGCAUCUUUCUACAGCCAUUCUCGCCACCCGUUCACGUUUCCAGUUGUGACCCACCCCCGCCACCCCACACCCCUCUCUUAGCUCAGGCUGUCAACGGGCUCGUGUGUGGGUGGGUGUGUGAGUGUGAGCCCGCACGUAUGUAUAGGUGUGUGUGGGGGGAGGCUGGAGGAGGGGACCAGCAGUCCUCCCCCGCUGCCACCCCGUGUCCCCUGCCCCGCCCUGCUGCCUCUCUCCUCUGGCUGGAGGUAGGUAUGUGGGUGCUUCUCUGUGAGGCUGUGAGAGAACGGCCAGGCUUUCCCACGUGUGCACGCUGCCCGCCCCUCCCCCUCGCUGUCACUAGGGCAGGUCUGGAGCUGGGCAGUUGCUCAGCCUUCAGGAAGAGGUGAGGGCUGCCUUGGCAGGUUCCUCCCUGCUGCGCCACCUGCUGCCUGUAGCCAGAGGCCCCAUCACUGGCUCAGUGGCCUGAGACCUUCCACUUGCCCUGUCCCUCCCCACCCUGGACUUUCUGGCCCCCUCCUGGGCCAUUCGGUGCUUCCAUCCAACUGUCAGGCUGGUGACAGAAGUCGCCUGUCUGCCUCAGUGCUUUGCCCCACCCCCGCCACCACUCCCCUUGGCCACCUGCAGUACCAACCAGCUCCCCCCGGCCCUGCAGCUGGCCCAUAGGUGUGGGCUUCCCGGCCUCCCACUCCCUGGCCUCCCACUCCCUGGCCUCCACCAAAUGUACCUCCCAAAGGCUAACCUGACCGUCCUCACACACAGACACACACCCACACACCAGCGACUGUGACCAGCAAUAGCCCCCUGGCUCCAGCUGUCCUGUAGCCGCUGACCAGCUGUUGAUCCCUGGUGGGCCCCUGUUGUCAGGAAGGGAUGCUGAGGCUGUGGCCUCAGCUCUGAUUGUCAGAUACUCCACCCUGGUACACCACAACACACAGAGUAGGGGGGAGGCGUCACAGACAUCCUGAGCCCAGAAAAGAUGCCAUGUCACCAGCUCCAACUCCCUGGAGACCCUCUAUAACCACCCACCCACCCACACCACACCACCCAGAGCUUGGUGGAGAAGAGGGCAGAGAGGGGCGGGGGAGCAAGGGGCAGUGACUGUACCUCAGACAGGGGCGUGGGCCCCAUCCCACAUUGUCUUCCAUUCCCAGGGUCCAGGGAUCGGGUAGGGAGGGGAGGGCUGCU
Messenger RNA from Marmota monax (woodchuck), 2320 nucleotides. It is a transcript of the gene Iglon5, whose product is annotated as IgLON family member 5. Gene Ontology annotation, cellular component: neuron projection. The record is from RefSeq and is a predicted model, not a curated record. Lineage: Eukaryota; Metazoa; Chordata; Mammalia; Rodentia; Sciuridae. The transcript has 8 exons. Bases 25 to 1521 code for a protein of 498 amino acids.